AUGACGUCUUCUGUGACCUUUUUGGGGGCCAACCACGGAUUGCAAGUUGGACAGAAUUAUGGGAGUAUCAAUGCGCAGUUUCAUCUGCCGCCGGAGGAUGACUCUGUGCCUUUUAGUCCGGUAUCUACAACUCCUUUUGAGGGAGAUCCCGAUUUUCUCCAGCCAGGUUCAUUAUCACAGCAGGUGGCCGGUAUUUGCUCCAAGCCUGCAGCGAGGCUUGCUCUCGUAGACACUGGUGGCAUCGGGGAAUAUCAGAUAGCCAUUGAGCACGCGUACCGGACACACGACCAUUCACCAGACACAUGGGUCUUCUGGAUUCAUGCCAGUAACUCAGCUCGGUUUGAGUUAAGCUAUCGCGAGCUUGUAGAUAAAGUCAAAAUUCCGGCGCGUAUAGAUCCAAAUACAAAUAUAUUCAAGCUUGUUCAUGGUUGGCUUCAAGAUCCCAACUUGGAUAGCCUCGAUAAUGAUGAUUUCCUUCGCCGAGUCCCAUCUGGAGGCACACAUCCCUCACCUUCUUGCCGCGAUGCACUCAUGCAUCAGUUACCUUCACGACACGAGGCCAUCAUGUUGCGGAGAGUGGACCCCGAUGAAUCCCAUUCAGUGGCUCUUAUGAAAAAGAAGCUCAGAGCGGAGCAAGAGUUUGAGAACAAGGAUGUCAUUGAACUCGUGAGAGCUCUUGCUAGUAUUCCUCUUGCGGUCAUCCAAGCCGCCGCAUACAUUAUCAAGAAUGCGCCUCGGUUCACAGUAGGCCAGUAUCUGGAGCAAUUUCAGAAGAGCGAUCAGAAGCGAGUCAAGCUUCUAGAAUACGAAGCUGGGAAUCUUCAGCGAGACUGGGAGGCAAAGACUCUAUCCUGGUAA
This is a messenger RNA of Penicillium angulare, 858 nucleotides long. RefSeq lists its product as uncharacterized. The record is from RefSeq and is a predicted model, not a curated record. The transcript is spliced from 5 exons. Bases 1 to 858 code for a protein of 285 amino acids. Lineage: Eukaryota; Fungi; Ascomycota; Eurotiomycetes; Eurotiales; Aspergillaceae.